GGCGCUGUGAUAGGCUCUUUGCUAAGAGCUGGGGUUUGCGCUGUGUGUUUUGUUGGAGACAGAGCAGUGUUUUCAGUAGUGGAAGUGUGAACUCGCAGUCAGAAAUCGGAGAGACGGAGAUCUGUAGAGGCGGAACAGCGGAUUGAGGCUGAGGCUGAGAGAGGAUGCACACUACUCGCAGUCCCGCGUCUAUCCAGGCUGGAGUGCCCAGUGACGCACUGGAUCUGAGCUUGAGCGGGUCGCAACUUUCCAUGGGUCGUAGACCCAGCAGUGCUUCGCCAGGGAAACACUUCUCCCGCUCUAUAUCCGUGUCCGUGGCCAGUGAUGGACGUGGCAAACGCAACACUCCGCAGGUUGAUGGAGGGAUUGGUAGUUCCCGUGCAAUUAAGAACCUGCGGCGAUCAAACAGCACCACGCAGGUGAAUCAGCAGGCCGACGCUAGACUCAGUGAGGGCCAUACAGAGGAUUUCUUGACUCUGUUUGACAGCAGCUCUGAUGGCCGCCAGAAACUAGCCAGCCUCACAAAAGCCUCCCCAGACCGAACAACAUGGAACAUUCUGGAUGACCAGCCACGAGCGUUUCCAUUGCCCUCCAGCUCCCGCAGCACCUGCAGUAUGGAUUCCCCCACUGGCCUCAAAAAGAGAGACUCCGGGGUCUCCCUGGCUGAUAAUUUCACUGCCAACAACAGGAGCAGUAAAGCAGCUGUGGGUAACUCUGUGACGACUAUGCUGCACAACAACCACUCAGACAAGCCUCUCACACCCAAGAGCUCCAACCAGAAACCCUGCUUCAACAACAUCAUCAAAGCCACAGUGAACGAUGAGGGGACGUUAGAAAGCAGCUCCCUCACUAAGUCUCAGAAGAACUUCUCGGCUUCAUCAGGCGCCAAUAACAACGCUUCCAGCUCCCGAAGUCCUCGCAGCCCUCGCAGACAAGAGGUCACCGAGGAGGAGGCUGAGAGGUAUAUCCAGCAGGUCAGCCAUGCAGCAGUCACUAUCCAGCGCUGGUACCGGCACCAUGCCAGCAGAAGGAAAGCUAAUGAAACCGCCCUCAAGCAACUGCUCACUUCUAAAAGAAAGGAAAGAGGGCAACAACUGGGAACUGACAAGGCUGUAAAGUUGCAGAAAAAGAAAGAGGAGGACAGGAAGCGCAUCAGAGAAGAGAAGGCCCGCCUGGCUCGACUCACUGCUAUCCAGGAGCUGCAGCAGAAGAGAGCACAGCGAGCUGAGGAGGUGCAACGAAUUGCAGAACAGGAAGUGGAUGCCCUGCAGCAAGCUGGAAAAGUGGGGCACAGGAAACUCACUCAGAGUUUGCCCACGUCUCCUAUAGCUGCCAAGGCCAUGAACACAGAUUCCAAUGUGAAUUUAGAGAGUGAACCAGAUGUGGCCAAUCUGAGAACAGCAUCACCUACGGUGUCAACACGAAGAGGCUCUCGGUGUUCUCAGAAGAUUCUGCAGCGCUCUGUGAGCGUAGAGGACCAAAGACAGGGGGCAUCAUCAAGCAGAGCUCAGUCUAAAACAACCCUCAAUGACCUGCUGGAUUCUCUUAAACUCCUAGAGGAAGGACCAGAGCAACUUUCCGAGGCUAAGAGCUACAGGAAGGAGAAAUACGCCUGGAUUGAUGAGGAUGGAGGGUCUAUUACCUUAACUACAGAUAAUGUGGAAAGACAUGGGCAGAUGAUUCAGAGCCCUGCCCUGUCGGAUGGUGGAGCACUACUGUCCGAAGCCAAGCUGCAGAGCAUCAUGAGCUUCUUAGAUGAGAUGGAGAAGUCCGAGCAGGAGAGGCCACGUUCAGUUACUUCUGGAUCGCACAGAGAGGUGUUGCUAUCUGAGGAAGAGCUGGCUGCAGUGGAUCAGGCUUCUGCUACUGCUGCUGAGGUUACGGGCUCUAUGAUGAGACUCAAACUGGAGCUGGAGGAAAAGAAGCGCACGGUCACCAUGCUGCAGACUGCACUGACACAGCAGAGAGAGCUGACUCUUCAUCAUGUGAAGGAGACUGAAAAGGAGCUCAGCCACAAUUUCCAGCUGCAGAAACAACAAUAUGAGGCGACAAUUCAACGACACUUGGCUUUUAUCGACCAGCUGAUUGAUGACAAGAAGGCCCUCAGUGAGCGCUGUGAGGGUGUGGUGACUGAGCUCAAACAGGUCGACCAGAAAUACACAAAAAAGAUCAACCAGAUGCAGGAGCAGCAUGAACUAGUGUGGCAAAUUCUGGGUCCCUUGUGUGAGGAGAUUAAAAAACUGAAAGAGUUGAUGAGUGCCACAGAAAAGAUACGGCGAGAGAAGUGGAUUGAUGAGAAGACUAAGAAGAUCAAGGAAAUUACUGUCAAAGGCCUGGAGCCAGAGAUCCAAAAGCUGAUCUCCAAGCACAAGCAAGAGCUGAAGAAGCUGAAGGCGAUGCAUGAGGCCGAGUUGCUGCAGGCAGAUGAGAGAGCAGCACAGCGCUACGUCCGCCAGAUUGAGGAGCUCCGGCAGCAGCUGGAGAGAGAGAAAGACGAACAGUGCCAGCGUGAACGAGAGCUCGCCAAGCAAAGGUUUGAGAAGCAGCUACAGGAAGAAGAGAAUGCCUUACAGCAGCAGAGGAGACGACUCUAUAAGGAUGUCGCUGAUGAGAAGGAGCGAAUUGCCCAGCAAGCUGCAAGGCAACAGGCAGACCUGGAAGAGUUGAAAUCUCAGUUGGAGAGCAACAGCUCUCUGGCUAAUCGUGCUCUAAGAGAGGAGAUGGAGAAGAGCAGAGAAGAGCAGGAAAGAAGGCACCAGGUGGAAAUGAAGGCACUGCGGGAAAGGCUAGAAAUUGAGAAACAGACAUGGGAGGAAAACUACAUGAAAAAGGAGGAAGUGUGGCUACUCACCCGAGAGCGAGAGAUGAAAGAGGAAGUGCGCCGGGGUCGGGACAAAGAAAUUGAGUUUGCCAUUCGGAGGCUAGAAGAGGAGACGAGCGGUGCAAGAGAAGAGUGUGAGAGAGCUGCAGACAACCGGGUAAAGCGUGUGAGGGAAAAAUAUGAAGCAGAGCUUCGAGAAUUGGAGCGCUCUGAGCUGGCUGCUCUGGAGAAGCAACAGGAGAUGAAAAAGAAACUGACUGAGAUGGAAGGAGAGCUUCUCCGCUUGCAGUCCCUUCUUACACAAAAAGAGCAGGAGAUCACUGAUAUCACACAGAUCCGUGAUAAGAUGUCAGAAGAGAGGCGGAGCCUGGCUGAGGUUAUCAGAGAGGAGUUUGCAGAGAGACUGGUUGUAAUGGAGGAAGAAAACAGGAGGUUGAAGGUGGAGGUGGCAGAGGUGCGCGCGAGACUCCGAUUGGAGGUGGAGCGACUCAGCCGAGAGAAAGAGGAAGAGCUGGCAGAGGUCCACCAGCGGGUGAAAUCAGCUAUUUUGAAGAAGGAGGAUACUGUGAACACUUUACGAAAGCAGCAUGAGGCUGCGUUAAAGAGAGCAGAUCACCUGGAGGCCUUGCUGGAGCAGCAGAGAAAACAGCUGUUAGGGAAAUGAUUUAUAUUUCUCUCCUUUUUCCCUUAUCACUAGAACUGAGUGAUGAGGCGAAGGGAGGGAUUACAUUUCGAACACAUUUCUCAGUUUGGUACGACAGUGUUGUCUUUCCCUUGGCGACAGAAGUUUAACCAAAGGGAGGCUUUUCUGAACACAGAAUAGAGCCAAGAGGCCUUUAACUUGGACUAGACCACAAACUUUUCCUGACACAGACGGAGGGAGAGAAAUUGCAACAGGCGGGGAAGAGUGCAAGGGGGAGGAAAUAUUCCACCGGAGAUGUUUCUCCAUAUGAGCAGGGUGGGGGUGGGAAAGGCCAUAGAGGCUUUGACAAUAAGCACUUUUAGCUGUUCCAAACACUUUGUGCUAUCCUUUCUUUGAAGCAACUCAUUGUGUGAAAAAAGAAAGGGAGAGAGAGAGAACAAGCAAAAGAGAGGGAUAGUUUAGAAAUUGAAAAGUAGUCGAAAUAAAUAGAUGUAUCAACCACAACAGUACCCUGUGGCUGUUUCAGACUCUUUCUGUGCUACAGUCUUUCAGCUUCAACACAGUAUUACAGGAGGAAGGAGGGCGAACUUUCACCCUCCCACCUUCUCUUUUGUGUCACAUACAGAUGCCUUUUGUCUCAGGUCUCCCCCGGGCUCAACCAAAGUCCUGGGAUCACAGCAUGCUCACUGAAACAUGCAGGCCUUAUGACCAGUCAAGCCCUACAUUUAAAGUGUGUUCGAGGUCUAAGUGGGGUGGUUCUAGUUAGGUUUUAAACAGAGAAUAUUCUAGAAACUUUAAAAAAAAGUUGAGUAAAAAAGAGAGAAAAAUUGUCUCAAACAAUGAACACGUAGCUAUCUUUUAGGGUAGGAAAAAGGUGGAUAUAUUAGUAGUGGUUACGUUAUGAGAAAGUGCCAAAGUAGGUCUUUUGAAUUCUACAGUUAGAAAUAGUGAGAAGGAUUUAGAAUGUGAAAUGAAGGUGAAUAGACAAAUGAAAGUGCAAAGGACAUGUUUAGAGGAUUAAGGAAAGCAGAGCUAGCUUUUAAAGGGGCAGCAGGCUUUUGUGUAGCUAACACUAAAAGCUUCACCAUGAAAUGUAAGAGGCCUGAGACAAAAUACAUUAAUACAUUAAAGAAUGACUGGAGGCUUAUACAUGCUUACUUUCCUCUCUGUCCUCCAGCAACCCCCAUGUUCUCUUAUUACUCCAUCAUGAUUGGCAGAUUCAUGGUAAUGGAUUGACAGAAACUUUUUUUGAAGCCCUGUUGAUCUUUCUCUUGCCUUCAUAAGAAUGCCUGCUUUUUGUUGUAGACUAUAUGAAACAGGACUUGUUUUCUGCUUUGAAAACAAACCACAACCAAAUGGAAACUCUUACAUCACGUUUACUUGAUGGAAAUGUGGGCUCAAGUCACAGGCCAAUCAAUAUUAUUUGUGAUCUAAUUUUAGAUUUAUUGUAGUAAAAGCCCUUAUUUCGAUGGCUAAACUGAUUCAGUGCGCCAGUAAAGGGAGGAGUAGCUCAGUAUUGAUGCAUUUAAGCAUUUUAUAACCAUUCAUGCCUUCACUGUAAUGAAAAAGCCUUACGUUUGACUGUUUUGAAUGUUGUACAGAUAGUACUGCUUACUUGUACCAUUUUUGGAUGGGUGUUAGUAAAUCAGAUGAGUCUGAUUUGUGUUAACAAAUUAUUUUUGAAAAUGUUAAGUAAAUGAAGACAUCCUGGUCCCUUGAGGGCUUGGAUAAAGCUUGUGUAUUUUCCUUAUUAUUACACUUCCUCCAAGCUCCAUUCCCUCAUAGCAGACCAGGCUUCAGUCACAUUAGAAGAAACUUUGGGGCUUUGGCAUUACCAUAGUUAAGUAGACACUAAGAUCUAUUUCAGAUAUGUUUUAUAGGGUGGGAAUUUAUGUUGUUAAAACCUUCUUAAACAUGUACAAAUAAAGUGUGUAUGUGUGUGUAUCUUUGCUUGGGAUUAUCUGAGCAUGUAACAUGAACCCUAGUUAAAGGUUCAUAUUUAAAGGACAAAUAGUAACCUUUAUAAAACAUUCACCAUACUAUUUCUCGGAGAGGAGAAAUCACCCGCUGUGUAUGCAAGUCCAUGGCCUUUGUAUUUGUGUAUUUGUGUGUGUGUGUGUGUGUGUGUGUGUGUGUGUGUGUGUGUGUGUGUGUGUGUGUGUGUGUGUGUGUGUGUGGCAGCAUGGUUGGCAUUGUUGGCACAUACCAACUGUAAGGGAAACUGGACUAUUUCCAAUAAUAAUUGAGUCCAAACAAGACCAGCAUUGUCCUUAUCAGAGUUUUAAGUAAAGACCAGGACUGGAUAGUUUUCAUUCAUGGCUAAAUUCUUUUAAGUACCAAUUGCCAUUAUUAUUCCCAUUUCAAGUGAAUUUUCAAUUAUUUCCACUGGUUGGAAUUUAUUUUUGUGCUAUGGAAGUGAAUGUUAUCAUUUCCGUGACCUAAAACUUGUUAUUAUCGGUUCUAUGUCCCUCUUGUAGCUCUUAACUAAUAAUUUAAUCACAAAUGUAGUUCUUUAGUCAUUAUGAAUUAUUAUUAUUAUUAUUUUUUUUUAAUGUGAAAACUGACUGUACAUGUCCAAUAAAUCUUAUUAAGAUGA
Messenger RNA from Silurus meridionalis, 6060 nucleotides. It is a transcript of the gene cep131, whose product is annotated as centrosomal protein 131. The record is from RefSeq and is a predicted model, not a curated record. Gene Ontology annotation, molecular function: protein binding. Gene Ontology annotation, biological process: intraciliary transport involved in cilium assembly; cilium assembly; regulation of centrosome duplication. The transcript has 27 exons. NCBI's taxonomy places the organism in Eukaryota, Metazoa, Chordata, Actinopteri, Siluriformes, Siluridae. Bases 165 to 3485 code for a protein of 1106 amino acids. Gene Ontology annotation, cellular component: centriolar satellite.